GUGUGGGUAUGUGUGUGUGAGUGUGUGUGUGUGUAGCGAGUAGGAUGAGCACACACACCUCCGGACGGACCACUUGGAGCUCAGAGCGUGGUGGGCGUCUCGUCAGUGUUUUGCCGGCUGCUUGUGGACACCACAGACUAGGACAGGACAGCACAGCAUAGGCACUACUGAAGGCUGCUUGUGGACACCACAGGACAGGACAGGCACUAGGGAAGGCUGCCUGGACACCACAGGACAGGACAGGACAGCACAGCGUAGGCACUACUGAAGGCUGCUUGUGGACACCACAGGACAGGAGAGGACACCACAGCAUAAGCACUACUGAAGGCUACUUGUGGACACCACAGGACAGGAGAGGACCGGCACUAGGGAAGGCUGCUUGUGGACACCACGGGAUAAGACAGGACCGGCACUAGGGAAGGCUGCCUGGAGCUUGGACAAAUUCUGUGAAGUUCAGAUAGCUGCUGUCCGGACCAUCCACUGCCAUCAGCAUCUGUUUGUGUGUGUGUGUGAGUGUGUGUGUUUGCGAUCGUGUGUGUUGUAAUUUUUAUUUAUUUUUUACUGUAUGUGUGUGGGCGGUGGCCGCCCCGUCUGGCCUGAUGGUUGUGAGUGUGUGAGUGCUGUUUGAGGGACCCACCUCUGGUCCUCUUCUGGCCCUCCUCCGGCCCACCCGCCUCUGGCCGCCAUGGGCUCCUCGACGCUGGGCAAGGCUGCCACCCUGAGCCAGCUGCUGGAGGCCUGCAUACAUGCUUUUGAUGACAAUGGGGAGCUGCAGGGGAACUUGUUCCCCAGGACAGUACUGCUGAUGCACCGCUGGUACGUCACCUCCACCGAGUUGGCCGGCAAGCUGCUGAUGCUCUAUCGCCACUGUGAGGGAGAUGACUGCCAAAGGACGCGACUCAAAAUCUGCUACCUAAUGAGGUACUGGAUAGUGGAGUUUCCUGCUGAGUUUAACCUGGACCUGGGCCUCAUCCGCAUGACUGAGGAGUUCAGGGAUGUGGCCGCACAGCUGGGACGCCAAGACCACUUCAAGCUCAUCGACAUCUCCACCAUCCCGUCGUACGACUGGAUGAGGAAGCUGACCCAGCGUAAGAAGCAGGCGAAGAAGGGCAAGGCCUCGCUGCUGUUCGACCACCUGGAGGCCAUGGAGCUGGCCGAGCACCUCACCUUCCUGGAGUACAAGUCCAUACGCAGGAUAUCAUUCACAGACUACCAGAGCUACGUGAUCCACGGCUGCCUGGUGGACAACCCGACUCUGGAGCGCUCCAUCGCCCUCUUCAACGGCGUCUCCCAGUGGGUGCAGCUCAUGGUGCUCAGCAAGCUGACGCCGCAGCUACGCGCCGAGGUCAUCACCAAAUACAUCAACGUGGCACAGAAACUCCUUCAGCUGCAGAACUUCAACACCCUGAUGGCCGUGGUGGGAGGCCUGAGCCACAGUUCCAUAUGUCGCCUGAAGGAAACCCACUCCCACCUCUCACCUGACGUUACCAAGAUUUGGAACGAGAUGACGGAGCUGGUGUCCUCGAACGGUAACUACUGCGCGUACCGCAAGGCGUUUAACGAAUGCGAGGGCUUCAAGAUCCCCAUCCUGGGGGUGCACCUCAAGGACCUGAUCGCCGUGCACGUGGUCUUCCCCGACCUUGUGGAGGGCACCAAGGUCAACAUGGUGAAGAUGCAGCAGCUCUACGUGACCUUCAGCGAGCUGGUGGCGCUGCAGAGCUCGCAGGCCCAGGUGGAACCCAACAUGGACCUCAUACACCUGCUCACGCUGUCACUAGAUAUCUAUUACACUGAGGAUGAGAUUUAUGAACUCUCGCUGGUGAGAGAGCCACGUAACCCCAAAUCACUACCCACUUCUCCCACCACCCCCAACAAGCCCCUCGCUCCUCUGGACUGGGCCUCGGGGGUCACCACCAAACCGGACCCCUCGGUAGUCAACAAACACAUCAGGAAAGUGGUGGAUUCUGUCUUUAGAAACUACGACCAUGACCACGACGGCUACAUAUCCCAGGAGGACUUUGAGAGCAUUGCCGCCAAUUUCCCCUUCCUGGAUUCAUUCUGUGUCUUGGACAAAGACCAGGAUGGGUUGAUCAGUAAGGAUGAGAUGAUAGCCUACUUCCUGCGUGCCAACCCGCUGCCUCAGUGUAAGAUGGGGCCGGGCUUCAUCCACAGCUUCCAGGAGAUCACCUACCUGAAGCCCACCUUCUGUGAACACUGUGCAGGCUUUCUAUGGGGAAUCAUUAAACAAGGCUUCAAAUGCAAAGAUUGUGGGGUAAACUGCCACAAACAGUGUCGGGAGCUGCUGGUGUUGGCGUGCCGGAAACUUCCGCGUUCGGCGUCGCACGGCAGCGUGUCACCCGGCGGACCCCUCACACACAGCUCUCUCCCCAGCAGCCCCGCCCUGCCAACCUGCAAAGAUGACGACGAGGUGUUUGACUUCCCCAGUGUCGGUGGUGUCGUUGCGUCCUCCUCCGCCGUCCCUUCCCUGGAGGGCGGCCAGUCCAUCACGCUGAUGACGGGCACGGCGCAGCGCAUCUCGGUGCGGCUCCAGAGGGCCACCACCAGCCAGGCCACGCAGACCGACCCCCUGUGGGCCACCGCCGCGGACCACAACCACGGCUGGCCCGGCUCCGCCAUCGACGGGGGGUCCCACACCUUCCCCAAGAUGAGGUACCGGCCGCACCGCAAGUCGUCCAAGGGCAAGGGGUUCGCGCGCUGGGAGAACGAGACCACGGCGGCGGCGGCAGGGGUGACGGCGGCGGCACAGGGCCAGCCCAGGAGCAGUCGCCGGGACUCACAGGAGCAGACGGAGGGGUCAGGGCCCGGGUCGGGGCCCGGGUCGGGGAUGGGGUCGGGGACGGGGCCAGAGGCGAUGCAGUGCAACGGAGUGGCUACGCACAGACAGAAAGCAGACGACACAGGGCUAAUGGAAGACAGCUGACUUGUCCACCCUGAGGGCCAGAGUCGGAGCCACCAGCCACGCCGGCCCUCAGCCACGCGCCCGAGGAGACUGUCCUCGCUGGGGGAGGUGUUGGGGUGCCUGAGACCCCUCUUCAGUGACCAGGACUAGGGAUGUCUCUCUCUCUCUCUGAGAACAGGACUAAGGAUGUCUCGCUCUCUCUAUGAGACAUCUCCACAGUGAACAGGACUAAGGAUGUCUCGCUCUCUCUGUGAGACCUCUCUUGAGUGACCAGUACUAGGGCUCUCUCUCUCUCUCUGGGCCUUUCCUGCAAUAGACUGACAGACCGACACACAGGCUGUGGUCUCUGAGCCUCUCUGUCCUGCAGUGGACAGAGAGACCCCUGGAAUCGAGGGUUAAGGCUCUCGCUCUCUCUCUGGGCCUUCCCUGCAACAGACGGACAGACAGGCAGACAGACGGCAGACAGGCUAUGGAUUCUGAGCCUGCCCUGCAGUGGAGAGAGAGAGCGCUGGAUGGAUGGAAGGUUGAUUGGACAUGGGCUGGGAGAUGGCCCAUGUCCGUAGAGAUGGCCAUACGUUAUGAAGAGAGGAGUCUGUGUGGAUAAAGCAUCACACCCAGCCUGUUCUCUCCCGUUAGGGGCGUGGAGGAAAAUGAAGGGAUGUGUUCUCAUGACUUUUGCUGUGGGCCUACCUGGUUGGCCGGAUUGUGUUCUCGUAACUUUCCUACAGGCCAGAUGAGGACAACAGUCGUCUGGUCCACGGCAUCAGAGGACUUGACCAGCCAAGCGUUACGUAAUCUAGGGUCAUGGGGUCAAAGGUCAUGGGGUCAAGGGGUCAUGUGAAAGUCAGCGAGACUGGGUUUGGAGGUCAAACAUGUACAGAAAUGAGAAUGUUCUACAGAAACGAGAGUGUUGUAGUAUAUAAAGGGCAACUACAGUAUGUGAAAAAUGCUGAGACACUGGUAAAGUUAAAGACAGUAGCUUGCUACCACUACGUGUAUGACAAGUGGGUGGCACUUUGAAUGUUGAAAAUGGGUCGAUUGAUUGAACAUAGUACGUGUGAAGUAGUGACUAAUAUAAGAUAGGAUGUGGAUCGUGCCAAGGAUUAUGUAUACCAGAAGGUUUAAGGAUGUUACGAACGUAUAGGAGUGGAAAGGUGAGCUGAUACACAUGGUAUGUUUUUAUUUAAAGAAGAAAAGGACUAUGAGUGCUGACAUUUUGAUUUGUCUGAUAAAUUGUCAAUGAUAAUAUUUUUUGUGCCAAUUUUUUGGUGAUUUCCAAGAAUAAGGUACUGUCUUGACUGACUAUAGAAUUUGUUUAUAUACCACAGUGAUGGGGGUGUUGCUUUUUUAUGACAUGAAAAUCUAGUCAGUUUCUUGUGAACAAACACAGGUAAAUUUAUACCACAAAAGGGAUUUAGAUAAAUGGAAUGGCAGUAUGACUUUUUUUUUUUUGGACGUUAUCACACCACUUUUAUUGUUAUUCUUUGGACUGCCAACUGCGCCAUACAACUCAAAGACUUCAAACUGUGACAUUUGACUUAUAUCUUAGGAUUAAAUAAUCAUCACAGUAUAUAAUUGGUCAGCAAAGACAAUCUAUCAUUACACACACAGGCCUCCUGUCAGGAUCUGGCAAGCGGUAGGGAAGAGUUAGCAAGGCCGCGCCCUCCUAGUGACGCAACACCUUUAGCAUUGCUACCAGUGAGGUCUCAAGAGCAAUGCAAGUACUUUCUGAGCUCCCGAAGAAUUGGGAACUUCUCCCACUUUUUUGGGAAGCAAACAAACAUUAGCAAACCAAGGGAGGCGGUUUGGAAAAUGCCGUUUGGGAAAUAUUUAUUGUCAUGCUCUUGGUCAGACUAAGUCUCGAAGAGAUUUGAAAGUUGAUGAUAAUCAGGCUAGGGCAGAGUGGCAGCUGCCAGAUCUCUCUCCCUCCCUCCCCCUCUCUCUCUCAUCUGCAGGCCAGGUGUAGUGCUGGCGGUGGCAGUAGGUACAUAGGUAGGGUGUUCAGGGCAGGUGCAUAUUUGCCUACCGUUGCCAGGCAUCAGACGCAUGAGCCAAACAUGUAACUACGUAUCACCAUGGCGAUAUUGGAGAAGUACGUAAAAGAAUAGAGCAGGCGCUUUGCCAUCUGUACAAAAGGAUCAUACCCCACCCCACGCCACGCCACGCCACGCCACGCCACACCCCCUCACCCUCCCCAACUUCUUCAAUCCAACCACCUCUUGCCUAUAAGGAGCAGGACGGGAGCAGGUGGAUGUGACAUGUAUAGGUGACAUGUAUAGGUGACAUUUAUAGGUGACAUGUAUAGGUGACGAGAAUUGGGGCUCAACUUUGGCUUUACUUUUGGGGGAAAAAAAACAAUGUCAGUGCCAAGAGGACUGCGUUUUUCUUCAAGCUAGAAAGAAUGUGAUUAAAAAAUAUUCCCUAUUUUAUUGCGGGUGAAGUUUGGCUUACUGGCUACAUCCAACUGACAGGGCACCUCAGCCUGCUUGUUCUGUAUUUUCUUUUCUUUUUCUUUUAAAAUAUAAGAUCCAUCAGCAGUGAACAAAAACAAGGAGAUGUUUGAUGAGUCCAUGCUGUAUAAAGUUCAGAUCACCAACACUAAAUAAAUUCAAGUCAAUGGUUCAGAACGUUGACCAAAAAAAAAACCCCAACCCACGUCAAAUAAGAAGAAGCAGGGUCAUUUUAUGCUGUUUUGUCAGCACCAGUACACAGCAUACUUUUGACAGACGCCACAUUUCUAUUAGAGAAUGGACCCUCCCUGUGGUUCAGUUGCUGUUACCUGCAUCAGGUGGGAUCCAUAUGUGAGAUAUGAGAGCACAUGAUAGAGCAAAGAGAAGGGGGCGCACCUUGCAUCAAACGGUUUUCUUUAUUUUUGUGCACAGGCGCGUUUCGGCGUGUGCCUUCCUCAGUGUGCAGUGUUGAUGCAAGGUGCGCCCCCUUCUCUUUGAUUCUAAGUGUUUUAUUUGGGCCAGCACCCUCAAAAUUAAUCAAGAAACCUGAGUGAAGCCUGCUACCUGCCACACUACAUGAUACUAUAGACCAACCAUAUCACACCUCACUCACUUCACUAUUAGCCUACUGACUGUGUCAAGCAUCUAUGGUUACGGCCUCACCAGGAGAAAUGUAGCAUUUGGCAGGGAAAAAAGAUGUAUUUAAGCACACAGGGGACUGACUGCAGUGAAUAUUUUGAGAGCGUUAAAUUGUAUUCACUUUGUGCACACAGUUUCAGUACAUGCUGUUGUUUUUACUUUUCUAUUUAUUUUUUAAUGUGUCUCAUAACUUUACAUCAAUAUUUUUCUGGGGCAUAUGCCAUACAUGGGGAAGCCAACACAGAGUGGGGUGCGGGGGAGGCAGUUGUCCCCAACCCAGGGACAGAAUUGAGUCAUCAUUACAUUGUAUGUAUUGGGUGAGGGGGCCCCACUGAGUUUAAAAGGACAAGGGAAAACACACACUACUAGCGACUACUACUGCCAGAAGGGAGCGUUCGUGGAGAUGAGCAACGUUCUCACAUGCUGACAGGGCUGAACUGGGGGGAGAAAUAGGGCCCGGGCACUUUUGGCUUAAAGGGGCCCCUCAUAAUUAGCGUUGCAGAACUGAAUCACCGGUGGGCCCUGCACCCUCGUGGGCCCCUAUUUUCAGAAAUGCACUUUUUUUUUUGGACAUUUCUGAAAAUAGGGGCCCAUUGGGAAAUGCCCGCUACGCCAGAUGGCGAGUCCAGCCCUGACUGCAGUUACUCAUGGACACUCUUACUCAAAAUAGUUUUAUUAUUUAAAGCUGGUCUUGAGACAAACAAAAAUGUACAUUAUUAUUUUAUUUAAUUUUAUUUAACAAUAUUGCAGGUCAAAUGUUAUUUUUGUACUACUACUACUACGCAUAUUUUAUUUUAGCGAUUUGUUUUUGUAGAGAAUUUGGUAGGCCUAUUUAAUCUUUCCAACAUUUGGUAUUAUUAACAUGUAUGUUCAUCGCAUCACUAUAUGUUUUAGUUUAUUAACACUGGCAAAAUUGGCAAAAUAAUUUGAAAGAUAUUAGUACAUUUAGAAAACAAAUGUGGAAAACAAUGUAGGUUUUGCUACCAUGAAUCGCAAAAAAUGUUCAAGUACAAAAUACUGGACAGGUGUUGUAGUACUGUCACCAAGUGUUGCAUUUAACGGACUGAGCAGAUGUGUGGCUGAUAACACUGACACUGAACCAUAGCUAAGCCUUCAAGUUGUAACUACUGAUGGCUCCGUUUAAAAAAAGAAUCAUGCCGCUUGAUCUGUGGUAUAAAUUAAUACAUUGAGCCUAAAUGUUUUGAAAAAUGUAAUCUGCAAACCAACUGAAGAAAAGUAUUUUUUUUUCAUGUAAAGAAAUAUGUAUAUGUGGACAUAUUGGCCCAUUAGAUUGCAGAAGAAUAACAUUGUAGAAAAACAUUAUUCAAUAGUAGAAAAUACACAGAGUGAGCAGUGUGGAGUCCCUGGGCCUGGGACCAAAGGGAGCUUGUAGGGGGAGUGAGAUAGUGCCUUUGCUCCGGUCCUGAGGCCUAUCUAUACUAGAAAAUGAGGACUCCAGGCUCUUGUAUUAGAUGAUUUACCUGGUCUCCUGAACCCGCUUCUUAGUAUACCGUUCUGGGGUAUGCCAAGAACUUGGCUAAGUACUAGUUAUCCAGGUUACGGUAAUAAUGAGAUAGUGGUAAAUAAAUCAUCUAAUACAAGCGCCUGUAGUUCUUAUUUUCUGAACUAAAUGAGACAAGCUGACUAUCUUUUAUCAGAUUUACCACUUCAUGCAGGUUAAUUUAGCCAGGUUUAUCACUUAACCAUGUUCUUUGACUACUCUGCUGGUUCUUGCUGACAUAAGUGGGUCAUGUUGGCAUACCGUCAAACUUCAAACAAAAAAAAUAAACAAAAACAAUAAACUCAAAAACCUCAAGACUUUUGUUUGUGAAACUUCACGUUCACCUCUGUGGUCGCAUUCACUUUUCACCUUUGACUUAGGCCUACCUGCAGCCUGGCAGUGUCGCCUCUUCUGUUGCGUCUAAAAGUUUUUGGUUCUGUCUCUUCCCGACAAAAUAAGGGAUAUCUUCACAUGAAUAAAAAAAGAACAUGGUUAAUUUUGUCUCUGUACUUUUGAUCACUAUUUUUGACCUGUGCCAUUUUGGAUGACUAAAUGAAUAAAGCAUUGGCCUCUU
Engraulis encrasicolus (European anchovy) is the source of this 8084-nucleotide messenger RNA. It is a transcript of the gene rasgrp3, whose product is annotated as RAS guanyl releasing protein 3 (calcium and DAG-regulated). The record is from RefSeq and is a predicted model, not a curated record. Gene Ontology annotation, molecular function: guanyl-nucleotide exchange factor activity; calcium ion binding. Lineage: Eukaryota; Metazoa; Chordata; Actinopteri; Clupeiformes; Engraulidae. Gene Ontology annotation, cellular component: plasma membrane. Bases 686 to 2941 code for a protein of 751 amino acids. The transcript has 18 exons. Gene Ontology annotation, biological process: Ras protein signal transduction; positive regulation of GTPase activity.